Cotesia congregata is the source of this 693-nucleotide messenger RNA. NCBI's taxonomy places the organism in Eukaryota, Metazoa, Arthropoda, Insecta, Hymenoptera, Braconidae. The record is from the annotation of a GenBank genome assembly.
AUGGAGGAAGAGACAAUCGCUCCGCGGCUGUCUAAAAAGCCGGCGACUAUCAAAUUUAUCGAGCAUGUGCGUAAAAAUCAGUGUUUGUAUGAUCAUAAUAUUAAAAAACAGUACGGUUCUGAUUUUGUUGAAAAUGUUUGGAAGAAAAUAGCCCAAGAUUGUUGUUUGGAAAAUGGAACAAAAGCUAAAAGAAAAUGGAUGUACCUUCGCGCAAGAUAUAAGUGCGGUUUAGUAAACCCAGCAAAAAAAUCAAACUAUCACCGUGAUCUAAAUUUUUUAUACUCCUUUGUACAAUCUAUCGACGUCGACGAAGACGAAGAAGUGCAGUUCCUAAUGAAAAAAGAGCCAGAGAAUGAUCACUAUGAAACGAUUGAGCGGGGAAACUCUUCUGAGAGAUUAAGAUCUUCGGAAUCAAGAAGAAAUAGGUCACGACACUUGUCUAAUGAAAAUCGUCUAUCAACAUCCUCUGGUCGUCAAUCGGUGUUUAACGAAUAUCAUUAUCCCUCUGUGCCAAUUUUCCCGCCCGGUGGAUCUCUGCAUAUUGACCAUGAAGAUGAGUUAAAGCCAUUUUUUGAAUCGUUGUAUCGCUCCACAAAAAAAUUGCCGCUAAUGCUGCAGAGACAUAUAAAGACCCAGUUUUUUGAAAUAAUCAGCGCCGCUGAAGCGAGUGCAACAAAUGGACAUACUGAGUGA